UAUGAAGUUCCUCUCAAAUCUUCAUUUCCCUGCUUAUCUAGGUGUGUUUUUGUCGAACUGUGACGAAACAUCAUCAAUAUGUUUUACCAUCAAAGUUUACUCAGACGGCAAAGUUACAGAUCAUGGCGUUGCUUUGGAAGCAAAAUACUCCGCAGUCUCUUGGUGUUGGUCAGAGACUCAAAUUAGUGAUUUGAACGACAGUCACUUUCUUUUUGCAUGUGGGUUAAAAAACGCCAGCAUAUCAUCAGCAGCAGCGGCAAUUGUGCGGAUCAAUAUAUCAAAUUUUGCAGUAUCUCUUAGUGAACUUCCACCGAUAAAUGCCCUUGUUAAAAUUUCCAAGACCCAAUCAUCGCAAGAAACUAUUACCCAACAGGUGUGUUGGAGGCCUAAAUCUAAUAACGAGUUGGCAGCUAGAGUUUCACUCGGGAAUUUUUCAGGCAUCUUUCUCUGGAAAAAAAUCAAUUUGAACAAUAUUUCGGCUAGUGAAGAACCGAGGCAAAUACUAACAAACGAAGAGGUUCUGCAAAUUGAGUGGCCAUUUGAAUCCACUCUGUACUUCAUUUCGACUGCCUCUUCAAAUACGUCAGUUAUAAAAAGCUUCGAUGCAACGUCGAUGACUACUGGACAACUAGCAGUAGAAAUCAAAACAAGAACUAGCAUGAAGUUUGACCGUUUCAGGAGUCGCUUCUCAAUUAUAGACGACGGAAACCUGCGAGUGUUUCAGAAUAAUCUGCAAGUUCAUUCUAUUAAUCUGUGCCCUGAGAGAGAAGACGCCUCCUCCUCUCAGAUGUUGCACGAGUGGAAUCCAGCAGUGUGUAAUCAAUUGAUUGUGUUCAAAGUCAGACAGAGGCUGUUAAUAUUAGUCGAUUUCUUCUACUCAGAAGCGACUGAAGGCGCAUCCCAUUUCAUUUCACCUUUGAAGAGAAUGUUCAACUUGAACCUGGAUCGAACCGUGUCAACAUUUUGCUGGGCACCAUGGCAGAAAAACGCUGGAUCUCAAUUGAUUUUCGGAAGCAGCAACUCCAAAGAUAUCGUACCUAAAUACGUUCCAGUUCAUUUAAAUUCAUCCGGGUUUGGGGUGAAUUUUUGCUUGUCUUCCAUCAGUGAUAAUUGUAUCUACUCUAUGAAGAACUUUGAGGAUGACAUUGCCUCCAAAAUGCAAAGAAGGGCGCUGAAAAAUUAUGGGCCUGUAGUUGAACGUCUGCCCACGACUGAUGUUACUGAGGAUGAAGAAAUCACUGCGCUGUGGGAGAAACUGGAACACCUGAAGAAAUGCCAGAGAAGCCUGCUGAAGAGCAACGAGAAGCUGUCGUUGAAGAGUGUUGUUGGAAUUCCAGGAAUUGUGGAUAUGAUAAAUAACACGUCAAUGCACACGCCAGUCGACAACUCAGAAACGAAGUUGAAGUUUUUUGACCGAGAGUUAGAUAACAUAGUUUAUGAUACGAUUAUUAGGAAGCAUUGCUUGAGCUACUGUAACUGGGAAUUCAAAGUGAUGAAUACUGCUCAGCUAGAGAAUCUGGAAAACUAUGUAAACAAAGUUCACGGUGGCAAUAAUGAAGUAGGAGCUGCACUGGCUUGGGUCCAUUCUCGUGCGCAGUUGUGUCUCACAUAUUUGGACAAAAUACCAAAUGCCGCCUUUUCUCUGGCUCUUUCCGGUCUUUCAAACAACACAAAUUCAAGCCUCUGGUUUGAGAAAUGUCGUUUGCUGUCUAUCGAAAACCCCUACCUACGAGCUCUUUUCGGGUUCCUAGCCAAACCGGAAGCCCCAAAAGACGUUUUGCGUGGUGAUUUGACUACGUUUCCGUCUUAUGGAGGUAGUAAUGUGAAACACAAGAAGAGAGGGCUUCCUGCAAUGCGACUGGAAGACCACGUGGCGUUUGCGCUUAAACUUCUGCCAGACAGGGAACUGCCGGGGUAUUUGAAUGAACUGACAAAGCUGUACACUGAGUAUGGAGACUUGGACGGUCUGUUUCUGACAGGAGUGACGCCCAGGUGUCUGGACCUGUUGCAGAGUUAUCUCGACAGAAGUGGGGACAUUCAGACUGUGGCUCUCAUUCUGGUCUUCGCCAAUUCCUACUCGCACCACUUCAUGUCUCAGUCGAUUCAGUGGGACGCCAGCUGUUUGCGACUCAUUAAUGAAUGGAUCGAAGAGUAUCGGUCUCUGCUCGACAGCUGGGCCUGCUAUGGAACCAGAGUGAAAUUUGAUAAAGCUGCCAGAUGUUUUGAUGCGGACGCACAGCCCUCCCAAAUUCUUGCAGCAUGUGUUUUUUGCAGUGUGCCUUUCAACGGAGCGGACAAGAAAGACAACAUGCGCAAAUCAAAUCAUGUACAAAAUUUUGGCUCAGAGCCUAAAAUAAGCCACUGCUGCAGUAACUGCGGUAACUUCUUACCCAGAUGUGCAGUUUGUCUUCAGAUAGUGGGGACGUCGUCUGCUCACAAUACGUUGACUGGCGCUCGACCUAAAGCAAAAUUAAGUUCGAGUAAGAUUGUACCAAUAGCGGCGAAUAGCGUAGAUGACAAUUUUUUGACGAAUAAAACACCUACCUCUAGCGUAUCUAGUUCGGCAGCUGCAGUGAUGAGUGCGACUAAAGUAAACAGUUUUCAUAACUGGUUUGUGUGGUGCAACUCGUGUUCACAUGGAGGACAUGCAAGCCACAUAUCAGCCUGGUUCUCCUCGCACGCUACUUGUCCAGUUGAAAAAUGCAAAUGUCGGUGCUCUAGUUACGACUAGAGUUUUUUGAGUUUGUGGAGAUCUGUCAAAACAGUCAUCAACAAUAUCAGAUUUAAAACUUUUCUUUAAUCAUCUAUAUUACCAGGACAAGCUGUUAAUUUUUAGAAGUACUAAAUUGUGCGUGUAGGUUGACGGAAUCCGGAAACAAGCAUUUGAACAUGUAAAAAGCGGAUGAAUUCACAGGCCACAAUGAUUGCGGAUUCCAAAGCUGUUUGUUCGUAACGUAAAUUUUCCGCAAAUAGUGUAAACAUAUUCAGCUAGCCGAAAUUUGUUUGGUUUCCGCAAUUUGUGCGUGAAAAAUUAAGAGCUAGCUAGAACCGGCUCGGGUGUUAACAUUUGAAAGCUAGCAAGAAAACGCUCAUGUGAAAUUUGAGACUAAUUGACCUUUCUCGAAAACUACCCUCCUGAGUUUUUAGGUUCAAUGGAAAUAACAGGUUUUGUAAAUGUCUUCUCAAUCAGAGGAUAUGCCUUAAAAUUCUACACAAAAUGCUAUUUUUGAUUUUUUGAGUUUCCUGUCAAAAUUGACAUGAAGAGUCUAAACGAAAGAAUCGGUCGCGAGAAUGUUUCCUGACACCUUAUUCAUCUCGCAGACUGCCAUCAAAUACGCUGAACUUUUCGCUGAACAUAAUACGCUGAACUUUUCCAUUUAUGCUCAUCUUCCCAAAACAAAUUUUUCGCCACAGAGCUUCCCUACAUGCCAACAUGCAUGUAACA
Symsagittifera roscoffensis is the source of this 3445-nucleotide messenger RNA. Its product is annotated as GATOR2 complex protein MIOS-like. The record is from RefSeq and is a predicted model, not a curated record. Lineage: Eukaryota; Metazoa; Xenacoelomorpha; Acoela; Convolutidae. Gene Ontology annotation, cellular component: cytoplasm. The transcript has a single exon. Bases 2 to 2731 code for a protein of 909 amino acids.